UCCUCUUCUAACCACCUCCUCCACCCGCCCUCACUGCCUCCUUUCACCCUCUCCCAGGCCCCAUCUCCAGCACCAUGGCCACCUUGAACGCCAUCAGGAACAACUGCCGCAAGGUCAUGUGCAUCGGGCGUAACUAUGCCGAUCACAUCAAGGAGCUCAACAACCAGCGGCCCAAGCAGCCCUUCUUCUUCCUGAAGCCGCCCAGCGCCCUCCUGCUGCCCGGCGAGGGUCCCGUCCUGCGCCCGCGCGGCGUUACAAUGCAUUACGAGGUUGAAUUGGGCCUGGUCAUGGGGAAGAAGCUCCGCGAUUUCGAUCCCAAUGACGACAAGGGCGCUUUGGAUGCCAUUGAGUCGUAUCUCCUCACUAUCGAUAUGACUGCCCGUAACGUCCAGGACGAAGCGAAGAAGAAGGGUCUUCCAUGGGCCAUUGGCAAGGGGUUUGACACUUUCCUACCCAUCUCCGGUCCGAUCUCUAAGUCCAUAAUUACGGAUCCGCAUAAUGUGCACCUGAGUAUGUCUGUCAAUGACCAGGUCAGACAAUCUGACAACACUGAGUUGAUGCUGUUCCGGAUACCACGGAUUCUGGCAGAUAUCAGCAAAGUCAUGACGCUGGACAAGGGUGAUAUUGUGCUUACCGGCACGCCGAAAGGAGUCGGAUCCGUUGGCACCGGUGAUGUCAUGAAAGCGGCCUUGAGCGUCGAUGGUAAAGAGAUUAAGGAAGCGGGACUGGAGGUUGAGGUGAGGGACCGGGAAGGCCCAUAUGAGUUCAAGGAGACGUAAAGCCACGGUGCGCCGCCAAAGACAAGCUUUGAGCAGAAUUGAAGAAAACUGUACAGUUCCCUCGCAGGAUGUAGCUUAUUCGAUCAAAGGCGAUAGUGGGUAAGGCUGAACAAUUUCCCUCUUUCUACGCUUUCUCUGUGGAACAUCGAGCUUUGGCAGGUUCUGAAUUAUUGACUGCGAAACAAGAGCAGUGGAUGGAGUCUUGUCUAGCUGAGGGUAUGCUUGGUUCAUGUGCAUCAUGUUGUGUAGGUCUUUGGAAGAUGGUUUGACUGCUGGUUCCUGUCUCACUGGUUGCAUGGUGGCCUCGUCACGGACAAUCGCUGGUCUGCCCGCACUUCUAGAGGCUCUAGGCUCUGCUUCGGUUCGUGUUGUACGCGUAUGUGAAUGAACCUGCCGUGUUGGUAAGUGACGCGACGGUAG
Messenger RNA from Aplosporella prunicola CBS 121167, 1199 nucleotides. RefSeq lists its product as uncharacterized. The coding region runs from base 75 to 779 and encodes 234 amino acids. The transcript is spliced from 4 exons. Gene Ontology annotation, molecular function: acetylpyruvate hydrolase activity. The record is from RefSeq and is a predicted model, not a curated record. Gene Ontology annotation, cellular component: mitochondrion. NCBI's taxonomy places the organism in Eukaryota, Fungi, Ascomycota, Dothideomycetes, Botryosphaeriales, Aplosporellaceae.